AUGCCGACAGAACUAGAGGAGCUCGUGGGCUUCAUCGCCCAUCCCAACCCGCAAAUCAGGAAAUUGGCCGUCGAGAAUCUUGUCGGUUACUCGCAAGCGCAACCGGCGAUUUUCAAGACUGAGGGCUUGACGCCAAUCAAGCACCUCAAGUUCUUGGUCAAAGACCACCCUAAAAUCGCAGAACAUGUCCUCACCAUUCUCGUCAACCUGACGGCAGAGAAGGAAGUCUUGGAGAAUGUUGCCAAAGAUGACAAGUUCAUCGGAGAAGUUGCGGAUCUGAUAGUGAAGCCCAACGAGCCAAACGCAAACCUGAUGGCCAUGCUCUUGGCCAACCUAGCAAAGUAUGACGGUCUCAAGACCAUCGUCACCAGAAAGCAGACGCCACCCGAGGAGCUCAAGUCCAAUGAUCUCGUGCUCAACCAGCUCAUUGAUCUUUUCGUCAAGGAGAAGGGCUACAACAAGGACGCGGACUACGACUACCUCGCUUACCUCUUCGCCGACCUCACUAAGCAUGCCGAAGUCCGCCAGCACUUCGUUACCCGUCAGGACUAUGACGAGGUCAUCCCCAUCACCAAGCUCAAGGUCUUCACAGAGCAUGCCUCUGAGAUCCGCCGCAAGGGCGUGGCAAGUACCAUCAAGAACGUCGCCUUCGAGAUCCAGUUCCACCCCACCUUCCUUGAUGAAGAUGAGGUCGACAUCUUGCCUUACAUCCUGCUCCCCAUCACCGGCAAUGAAGAGUACGACGAUGAAGACACGAUGGGCAUGUUGCCCGAUCUGCAACUUCUUCCCCCCGACAAGAAGCGCGACUCAGACCCGAGAAUCAUCCAGACUCACAUCGAGACCCUGUUGCUUCUCACCACCACGCGCGAAGCUCGCGACCUGAUGAGGAGGGUGAAAGUGUACCCCAUCAUCCGAGAAACGCAUCUGCGCGUGGAAGACGAGGGCGUCAAGGACACUUGCGACCGUCUGGUGCAGGUCAUCAUGAGCGACGAAGCGCCUGAAGAAGGUGAGGGAGAGCAGAAGCAGUUGACGAACGGCUCCAAGGUGGAGGAGAUUGAAGACGACGAUAACGAAAUUGUGGAGGUCUAG
Molecule: messenger RNA, 1089 nt
Organism: Colletotrichum siamense
Lineage: Eukaryota; Fungi; Ascomycota; Sordariomycetes; Glomerellales; Glomerellaceae
Product: Protein HGH1-like protein
Exons: 3
Coding region: 1-1089 (362 amino acids)
Source: RefSeq, a predicted model, not a curated record